AUGCAGAAUCUAUUCCAUCCGGGAGAUAAUCUGGAUGGGUUGCAACGUGUUGCCGAGCUGGGAAUCAAGGUUGAUCUGGUGUAUAUCGACCCGCCGUUCGCCACUAAUAACGAGUUUCUGAUUGACACUGACCGGGCCAAUUCGGUCAGUCGCUCCGGCCAGUUGGCUUACUCCGACACUACGGUGGGCGCCAAAUACCUCAAUGAGCUGAAAGCACGGUUGCAGGCCAUCAGUUUCGUAAUGAAUCCUACCGGGUCAGUGUAUGUUCAUAUUGACGUCAACAUGGAACACCAUGUGCGACUGUUGAUGGACCAGGUGUUUGGCCCGGAGAAUUUUCGGAACAGUAUUACGCGCAUCAAAUGCAACCCCAAGAAUUUUGCGCGUUACUCAUACGGGAACAUCAGGGACACUAUACUUUUCUACUCGGUUUCGCCCUGGCAAAACACGUGGCAUCCGCAGCAGGUUCCGAUGUCCGACAGCGAAAUCGCCAGCCUGUACCCCCUCAUAGAUGAUGAAGUGUACCCGACGCAAAAGAACGCGGGGAUGCUGGAACGGAUUAUCCUCACCUCGUCCAACCCCGCCGAUACCGUUCUGGAUUGCUACGCCGGCAACGGCACAACCCUCAUCCAGGCGGCGCAACUCGGCCGCAGAUUCAUAGGGAUGGACAACUCCCCAGCAGCGCGCGCAGUAAUCCAGCGUCAGAUGGCCGACUACGGGAUAGAAUAUGACGCGCUGAUUGACUUGGAUCAACACGUUGAUAUCGGGGUCGGUGGCGGCGCGGGAGCGGCAUUCACCUUCGCCCUGAACCGAUGGCAGGCGUCCCGGUUGCGAACCGAGCGGGAUAACGAGAUUAUUGCCCUGAUUGCGAGCUACCGGUCAGAGGCCGAUGAAGAAACGAGGGCGAAGCGAGCCGAAGGCAAUGCAGUCCUGAAACAGGUUUCGGAAUUCGCUUACGACCAAAUGCGACGAAGUACCGCCAGGGAAACGCUCACAACAAUCGGCACCAUACUCGCCGAGGCCGACCGUCACUGGUACUCGGCUUUCCCGGCCCUGGCUCGCUGUCCCGAUUUUAACGGAGCCUGGGAUCUAUAUUUUGUGUUGCGCCGGAACUUGUCAAGCGCUGCCCACGAACUGCGGAAGUUUCACCGAUUACUUGACGAAUUGGAAUAUGUGGCCGUCGCCAAUCCCGAGCGAGACUUUGGCUCUAUGCAAAAAGAAGGCACGCAGCAACGGUCAUCGACAGACUCCGCUGUAAUCGCUUUUCGACCGCUCCAGGCGGCAAUCCAACGCAGAGAUGAAUCGAGCAAUGAGAUUCCAUCGUUGCAGACCAUGGCCUACGGCGGUACGGGUACUGACACGGAUUUGCAGGACAAAUUGGCAAAAUUCUGGCAUCUGUUUAAUAUCGCCACGAUAGAUAUGCGCCAGGCAUACCUCUUGCUAUAUCAGGUUAACAGCAAGGAGUCGUUUGACAUCGACCGGGACAUCGCAGAGUGCAAAACUACCCUGGGCGCCUGUCUUGAACGCGUCCGCAAUUGUCUGCGAAUUUUUGGCUUGCUGGACGCUAGUACUGAACUCACCGAAGGUAACACGUCCAUUAGCUCCGAAGAUUUAACCUUGUUGGUUGACUACGCCAAGAGGAUCGAACGGGGCCAUAUCACAGGUAACGAAUACGCCAGGCUGCUGCCAGCUAACUUCGGCGUAAUGAUCCGGGAUCUGGAUACAGCGUUUCAGGCCCUCGGUGGGCCGAUCCAACACUGA
Molecule: messenger RNA, 1758 nt
Organism: Geodia barretti
Lineage: Eukaryota; Metazoa; Porifera; Demospongiae; Tetractinellida; Geodiidae
Source: the annotation of a GenBank genome assembly